Phalaenopsis equestris is the source of this 951-nucleotide messenger RNA. RefSeq lists its product as uncharacterized. The record is from RefSeq and is a predicted model, not a curated record. Lineage: Eukaryota; Viridiplantae; Streptophyta; Magnoliopsida; Asparagales; Orchidaceae. The coding region runs from base 1 to 951 and encodes 316 amino acids. The transcript is spliced from 5 exons.
AUGGACAUAGUUUCAUUAUGGGGCUGUUUGAUUGCUUGUAAUGGAAAUGCACAAUGCAAGGACGACGGCAGAUGCAAGGACGCCCAUAUCACCGGUGAUGUCGUCGCUCCGACUAAGGAUGACCCAAAAUUCCGGACAUUGAAUGCAAAAAAUCAUAUGGUCAUGUCGUGGUUAAUAAAUUUUAUGACCAACGACAUCGGCAAAAAUUUUCUUCUCUACGACACGGCCAAGAGUAUUUGGGAUGCUGCUCGAGAGACAUACUAUCACUCAUAUUACACAUCCAAGUUCUUCGAGAUCGAGUCAAUCAUACACGAUCUUCUUCAAGGUGAUCAAUCUUUGACUCAGUCAUGCACUCCGGACUCCAACUUAUACCGUCAGAUCAUCGAGCAAAAAAUGAUAUUCAAAUUUCUUCUCGGUCUCAACAACUCUCCCGAUCAUGUCUGCUCUCGUGUAUUAAGCAUCAAACCACUACCGAGCAUUCGUGAGGCCUUCUCCGAGGUUCGCCGCGAAGAAAGCCGCCAGAAAGUCAUGCUUGGGCCUAUCUCCACCUCGCACAAUCUCUCUGUUGACGCCUCUGCCCUUGUAGCUCGAGUUCCUCCACCUCGACACAGCGACAACCCAUCACGCAAAGGUCAUCCCAUGCCAGCCGAUUGGAAGCCUCGGUCUGAUCGCACUCCCCGUGCCAAUAGCGUCGUUGCUGCCGAUGACCUUCUCGCACUAGCGCCCAGUCCAUUCAGUAAGAAACAACUAGAUUUGUUGCACAAACUGAUCGGCAAACCACCUGAUCUGGCUGUUCCCAACCCCAUCAUCGGCAUGCUCGCACAUCAAGAGACUACUCCACCAUCCGCUUUGCCGAUGGCUCUGUCUCUAAAUUCACCGGCUUUGGCUCCACUUUGGCUCCGUGCAACCGGCUUUGGCUCCGUGCACAUCACCCAAAACAUUCUACUCUGA